Messenger RNA from Vicugna pacos (alpaca), 2163 nucleotides. RefSeq names its product sterol-C5-desaturase (gene SC5D). Gene Ontology annotation, molecular function: iron ion binding; oxidoreductase activity. The record is from RefSeq and is a predicted model, not a curated record. Lineage: Eukaryota; Metazoa; Chordata; Mammalia; Artiodactyla; Camelidae. Gene Ontology annotation, biological process: lipid biosynthetic process.
CCCUGCUACCUGCCGGAGUCUAGUAGACGCAGCGGCCACGGCCACGGCCCCGCAGCGGCCGAGGCGGCGGCGGACCUUCUCUAGAUGAAAGGCACUGGGCAGGCGCUGGGGCUCUGGCGGCGAAACUGGGCCCGAGGACUCCGGCGCUGACCAGGAGCAGAGACAAGCAGGGGCUAAAAUGGAUCUUGUACUCAGUGCUGCAGAUUAUUAUUUUUUUACACCGUACGUAUAUCCAGCCACGUGGCCAGAGGAUGACAUCUUUCGACAAACUAUUAGUCUCCUGAUUGUAACAAAUUUUGGUGCUUAUAACCUUUAUUUCUUCUUUGCAACACUGAAUUAUUAUUUUGUCUAUGAUCAUUCAUUAAUGAAACACCCACAGUUUUUAAAGAAUCAGGUGUAUCGAGAGAUCAUGCAUUCUGUCCAGUCGAUGCCAUGGAUAAGCAUUCCCACGGUUUUGCUAUUCCUGCUGGAGGUGAGAGGUUACAGCAAAUUAUAUGAUGGCAUAGGAGAGUUUCCAUCUGGCUGGAUUCACCUCAUUGUUAGUGUGCUGUCCUUCCUCUUUUUCACUGACAUGAUGAUCUACUGGAUCCACAGAGGCCUGCAUCAUAGACUUCUGUACAAGCACUUGCACAAACCCCAUCAUAUCUGGAAGAUUCCUACUCCGUUUGCAAGUCAUGCUUUUCACCCUAUGGAUGGCUUCCUUCAGAGUCUCCCUUACCACAUAUACCCUUUUGUCUUUCCCUUACACAAGGUCGUUUAUUUAGGUUUGUACAUCUUUGUCAAUGUCUGGACAAUUUCCAUCCACGAUGGUGACUUUCGUGUUCCCGAAAUCUUAAAGCCAAUUAUUAAUGGCUCAGCUCAUCACACAGACCACCACAUGUUCUUUGACUAUAACUAUGGACAGUAUUUCACACUGUGGGAUAGAAUUGGAGGCUCGUUCAAAAAUCCCUCCUCCUUUGAAGGGACUGGACCACUUACUUACGUGAAAAAGAUGACAGAAGAAGAGUGCAACAGCCGUGCAGGAAAUGGUUGUAAAAAUGGAAAAUCAUUCAGUGGAGACUUUACAAAGACUGAGUAGAUUAUUGCCCAGUUGUUGAAUAUUUUUAAUUAAGGAAAAUAAUCUAUGUACAGACAGCCAAGAGGCAUAGCACAGAAACAGUAUCAUUUGAAAGUCAGUGUUGUGGGCACAGCUGAGCAACGAUCAUAGUGGUAGAUCCAGGGAACAUGCUGUGAACACCAAGAUUUUAACUCUCUGCUUAAAAUACUGGAUGCUGGUCUAAGGGACAAGUGUCUUUCUAGCCAACAGGUCUGUAAUUUGUGUAGCCUCAAUGAUCUUUUACAAGGUAGAGGAUAAGUUACUGAGAGGACUAGGUUAUGUCCUUUUGCCUUAAUUCAUCCAUAUUCAUUAAGUAAAAUGCAUUGUGCUAAGACUAAACACCAUAACAAAGAAAUACUAGUAAAAAGACGAUUCCUUGUUUCAGAAUGGUUACGUAUUCAGAAUCAGUAUGGUAAUGAUGACAUGUUGUGCUUUGUCCAAGUGGAGACCUCAGUGUGGAAGAAAAAUCCCAGUAGAACAUAUUAGUGGCUGGAUGACUUGAUUAUUAGCAGGUGUAAUUAGAUGAUCGUCUUACUACACAGAAAACGCUCAUUCUCUGGGGGCAUUGUCAAAAAUUGCAUUUUCCCAAUGAAUAAUUAAAUUGGAAUUUUAAAAAAUAUUAAUGCUACCACAAUUUAAUCCAGAUCUGGGGUUAUUUAGAGAUUUCGAUGGUUAUUGUUUUAAACCAUUAUUUAAAAAGUGUAAAGUCAUGUGUAUCUGAUUAUAUUUAGAAAGGGAAAUUUGAUGCCCAGAUAAUGUAUUUGACACUCUGCUGGUUUUCCAAUUCUGUUGAUGCACUGCACUUUUGAUGUUUCAAAGUUACAAUCCUGUAAUUUUCUGUAGAAGGAAAUGAUUGCCAGAUAGUUAGGCCUGCCACUGAAGAUCAGUUUUGAAAUCUUAUUUUCCCUCCUCUGUCUUCACUUUUCCCCACUUCCUCUGCAAAAAGAUUUAACAGAUACUUCCAUAAAGAACUGUUAUGUGUUGUAACAUAAAUAUAUUGGGAAAAUACAGUUUGCAAAGGCAUUCUAUAAACUAUUUAUGUAAAAUCAAUAAAAGUUGAUUAUGAC